This is a messenger RNA of Monopterus albus (swamp eel), 2580 nucleotides long. RefSeq names its product spermatogenesis associated 7 (gene spata7). Gene Ontology annotation, biological process: microtubule cytoskeleton organization; photoreceptor cell maintenance. Gene Ontology annotation, cellular component: rod photoreceptor outer segment; photoreceptor distal connecting cilium; axoneme. The record is from RefSeq and is a predicted model, not a curated record. NCBI's taxonomy places the organism in Eukaryota, Metazoa, Chordata, Actinopteri, Synbranchiformes, Synbranchidae. Bases 172 to 1977 code for a protein of 601 amino acids. The transcript is spliced from 12 exons.
CUACGGGGAACCGUUGCAUCGACCAUCAUCUGCUUAUAAGCUUGUAUUAGAUGGUUGCAGCAGCUUCGUUUGCGUUACUUGAUUAUAUUAAAAUGCUUACCAUUAAGUACACUGUAGUUUCGGGAUGUAUCCAAGCUCUGCCGUCGCUGCUUCGGAAUAUUUCGAAGGAAAAUGGGAUACGCUGAGUGUGGCAUUAUCAUGAACUCGAGAAUCGGGAGUGUAUCAUCAGGACUGGGGGGCAGGCCUGAUAUGAGAGGACAGUCUCGGAAAAGUAGCCCUUUCUGCCCUCGCUCCUCUGGCAAGCUGGCACAAUCCAUAAUUAAGGACCACAUGGUGUCUCAUUACAAAAAGGUUUACUCAGCUAAAGCUGCCAUUGAUGCCUCAGUACCCCAAAGCUUGAUACAUAGUGUAAAGUACAAUGACCAGAUCAGGCAGGAUCGCUUGGGGAAAGGGGGUCGUCCUCAAUCAGCUCACUCUCUCUCACAAAGAAAUACCAGAGCCUCCUGCUCCUCAGCCCAGAGUAGAUUGUCUGUUCAGUACGAUGACAGCCCCUACCUCUGCUCAGGAAGUUCUGUGGUCUCCAGUCAAAGGUUCAACACGUCCUUUCAUGCUAAGGAGAUAGUUUAUCCAUCAUGUAAAGUCAGUCCACAGAACCAGUCUCAUCGUACUCACCCAGCAUCAGAAAUACAGUUCAGGAACCCACAGGCAGCUUUGCACAGAAAGGAGUCAGAGUGUUCACUGGAAGCAUCAGGAGAUCAAAAUUGCUACAAGACUUUCCAGGACCCUGUCCAGAAGACAUACGGUGGAGACUUGCUCCAGAAGCACUGCCAGCACUUUACCCAAGACAAACCUUUCACCCCUAAGACCCUGAAAUCAGAUAAGAGUUCAUACCUGUCAAAAUAUCGCUACUACAGAGCACCACAAAAGAAACCUACUCAGGACUGUACCAACUCAAGACUGAUGCGCCACGAGACGGAUCAUGGAAGCACAACAACCAAGGAUUUUGAUGAGCCAUCUCAGGGAUUUAAUACGGGGCAUAAUUGGUCGGAAAAAGAGUUCAAUGACACACACUGCUCAGCAUCUAGACAACAAAGUCGAGCAAACAAGAGCAGAGACCACUUUUUCUUUGACUCCCCAUCCAGGGUUUCACCAGAGCAUGGAAAAUUUCCAGUUAUGAAGACUGAAUCUGCAGAGGAAGAAGAAUUAAUGUACCUCGAAUUUAUUUCUGCUGUAACAGAGGAUAUCUUAUCCAGGGACCACAUCUCUGACAGGGUUCUGCACCGGGUUAUAGAGCGCCAUAUUGACAUGAAUCUGCAUCUGCUUGAUGAGGGUAAAAUGCGCCACCUUCUGGAAGUGCUCUGUAAAGCUUUUGAGGAGCCAAUCAACAUAUCCACUUUCAGUACAGACCUUGAAAAAAAGGAGAAUGACUUGCUUGAUACACUUCUACCACAUCUGGACUCAGGGUGGAAACAAAUGAAGACCAAAGAAGACAAUGACCUUUUCCCUUACGUGUCACUGAUUAAAUCCUGCGAUUCACCUGAUUACACUGAUGCCUUAUCAGUGUUUACACCCUUAGGUUCUCCUAAAAGGACUGCUUUGCUAACAAAAAAUAAUGAAAAGGAUGAGGAAGAUAACAUUCAGGAGAAGUCCACUGGCUCUCCUCGACUGAGUGAGCAAGUUACGAGUAAUACAGGAAUUGGUGAAGAUGUCCUCCAUCAAAAUCAAAUAAGCAUAAGUGCGACAAAUAAAGAAAUCAGCAAUGAAAACCAUGAAUACGCCACUAUAACCACUGAUGAAGGAUUUCAUCAAGACCAAGCUGAGGUCAGUUAUAGUGGACAAUCUAAAGAGCUUGAGGAUCUGGGAAGAAGUUUGUCAGCAUCACUUCAUGUGUCCAACAACACAGAAUGUAACAAUGUGGACACUGCCAGUGAGCGACAUACAAAUGUAUUUGCUUCUGUCAGUGAUGAUGACUUCUGAGUUUUGCAGUUUUCAGGGAUUUAAUAUUUUUCAGUGUUGUUACCAAGUGAGUGUUGUCCCAGAGAGAAAAGUACCAUUUGAAAUAUAUGAUAGUAUACUAGUUACCAGGGACGGCCCUUUCUUCUAUACUAGUACUAUAAUUUUGUAAAUGUGAGUAAAUGCUGGUUGCAUUUUCCAUGCUUUUACAAGACCCUAAAUGUUUUUAUCUAUUUUCCAAAAACACUGUGCAAAUGUUAUGCAAACAAACAAGUUUGACCAGUAUAUUAGCAACAUGAAUAUCUCCUUUGGGACAGCUGCAGUUUUUUUCCUCAAAAGUAAUGCUCUAAACAUUUUCGUAAUUAUUUCCCCAGUAUGAUUACAUAUUUGGAAGGGAUAGUCCAAAGCACUGCACUGAUGUGACAUGGGUAGAAUUAGUGGUUGCCUAUCCCUGUUUGAAUGGAUUGCGGAGUGUAUCCAGUCAAUGUUGGAGCUGCAGUUUACGCUUUUCAGAUUUCUGGGAACAGUUAUGUUAUAAUGAAAUUUAUAACCGUGUAGUGUGUUUGAUUUAACUUACACCGCUCACGUGUAGCUAAUAGGAAUAGACUGUCACCAGAAACUGACAUU